This is a messenger RNA of Magallana angulata, 4678 nucleotides long. RefSeq names its product spastin-like. The record is from RefSeq and is a predicted model, not a curated record. The transcript has 16 exons. NCBI's taxonomy places the organism in Eukaryota, Metazoa, Mollusca, Bivalvia, Ostreida, Ostreidae. Gene Ontology annotation, cellular component: microtubule cytoskeleton. Gene Ontology annotation, molecular function: ATP hydrolysis activity; microtubule severing ATPase activity; ATP binding. The coding region runs from base 2 to 1858 and encodes 618 amino acids.
CAUGAACAGAAAGGGAAACGGUCGGUUUUUUGGCCGAAGAAGGGGUGAUAAGAGCAAAGGACCGCAGCGACAAAGAAUACCAUUCUACAGACGAAAUUUUGACUUCGCAGCCAGGCCGAUUUUGUUUAUUUUCGGUUUGAUUCGUCAGAUUGCAUUCCAACUUUGGCUCGUGCUCACUUUGGUGGUCUGCAAGUCCCGAAAUUUAUCACGAGAAGGUACUUACCGUCGAAUUAGGGCUGAUGUCACAGCGGACGCUGAGAGCGCUAUGACGUCACCGGCAAGAGCAAAAUCGCCGUCCCCUGCGGAACCUAUACUGACUCAACAGAAGCACUACCACAGAAAAGCAUUUGAAUAUAUUUCAAAGGCGCUCAAAAUAGACGAAGAAGAUGCAGGGAAGAAGGAUCAAGCGGUUGAGAUGUACAGAAAGGGAAUAGAUGCCCUACAAAAAGGCAUUGCAGUGGAAGUGAACUAUGGCCAUGGUGAGUCCUGGGACAAAGCUCGCAGACUUCAAGAGAAGAUGAUCACAAACCUGGUCAUGGCCAGAGACAGACUAGAGGUGCUUGAAAAAGCAUUACUCCUCUGUGCUCAAGAGCCUCUCAUAUCAGACAUUGCUGAAGGGGUAGAUCGUAAUCCCAAUUUACGUGAACGUCGACCAGCAUCGAAUGAUGCUCAAGCACCGAGCGGCAGAGCCCAGAAACCCCCCUCUACAGGUGAGGUAAACAAGAGAAAGGCGUCUGAAGGCAGCGAAGCUGCAGCAACCAGCAAGACAAACAAACCUUUAAGACAGAAACCAAUGGCAAUACAUAAAAGUAAUUCACUUCCCAGAAGCAAUCCAAGGGCAGAGAACAAAAUAAACAGCCCAGCGGCGGCCAGAGAGUACUACAAACAGACGCCCAGACUAAACGCUCCAGGCAGUAAGAAAAAACCAGAUUUGUCCAAGAUGAAAUUAAAAAACGUAGACAAAAAUAUAGCAGAAACAAUUCUGAAUGAGAUUUUGGACACUGGACCUACAGUUACAUUUAAAGACAUAGCUGGACAGGAAGCAGCUAAAGAGGCCUUACAGGAGAUUGUCAUACUCCCAGCCUUACGACCAGAGUUAUUCACCGGGCUGAGAGCCCCUGCCCGUGGCCUCCUCUUGUUUGGUCCCCCAGGGAAUGGUAAAACUAUGCUGGCUAAAGCAGUGGCCAACGAAUCCAAUGCAACAUUCUUCAAUAUCAGUGCCUCAAGUCUCACAUCCAAGUGGGUUGGUGAAGGUGAAAAGCUUGUUAGAGCUAUGUUUGUUAUUGCUCGAGAGCUCCAGCCAUCAGUUGUGUUCAUGGAUGAAAUUGAUUCGCUUUUAUGUGAGCGAAGGGAAGGGGAAAAUGAUGCUAGUCGCAGACUGAAAACAGAGUUUCUUGUACACUUUGAUGGGGUGUCUGGGAUUGCAGGCAGUGGUGAUGAUAAAGUAUUAAUUAUGGGUGCCACCAAUCGACCCCAGGAGUUGGAUAACGCAGUUCUAAGGAGGUUUGUUAAACGUGUGUAUGUGAGGAUGCCAAACAAAGACACACGGAAGGGUAUGCUAUGUCACCUGUUGUCCAAACAUGGCAACCCCCUGUCCAGUCAGGAGCUUGACCAUAUAGCACGAUUAACAGAGGGCUAUUCAGGAAGUGACCUUAAUGCACUUGCCAAGGAUGCAGCUUUAGGUCCAAUUAGAGGUUUGUCAGCAAAAGAGGUCAAAACUGUGGAUGCAAAUCAGGUUCGAAACAUAAAGAAAGAAGACUUUGAGGAGGCCCUCAGAAGGAUUCGCCGGAGUGUUGCACCAGAUAGUUUAAAACAAUACGAGGACUGGAACUCCGAAUAUGGUGCAGUUGGUUUCUGAUUGCACCACCAUCUGCUUAAUAUUUACAUUCCAAAUUCCAUUUUUAUCAUUUUCCAUUCACAUCUCUCAUUUUGUCAGUUCUUAAUUAGUUCAUGGAAUACUUUUUAAAAAAGUGGUGUUGGGAACCUGAAAAUUCAAUAUUUAGAGUUUUGUUGCCUAUGCACAGUUCCAAAAACUUUUCUAAGUGCAUUGAUCUUGUUUUGUUUAUUGUGACAAUAUUUAAUAUCAGGAUAUUUUUUCCUGGAUCAAGGUAUUAUGCAAAGUUUUGUUUAUCAUACAGUAAUUUAUUGUAUGUCUUUUCUAAGUUUUAUAUUAACUUGCAAUAAUACCCAGGCAUUUAUGUGAGCAUCAAAACUAUUAGCUUGGCAGAGAAGAUAACAUUUUUCUGUAUUUAACAUACCUUUUUCAUGUACCUGUUUAUAGAAUUAUAUGUACACGUAUAGUACAUGAAUAACAGUUGAGUCAAAAACUGUAACCUCCAAUCAUCUAGUCCUUGAAUGUUGUAUUAAUUUUUUUUACACUAGUUCGAAAUGCAUUUACAUAUAUACAUGCAUGUGUAAUUGGAUGCUUUGUAAAAAUGCGAAACUGCUGACUAAUUGCAUGUGGAUUUUUUUUUUAUCUAAUUAUUAAAGAUAAAAAUAAACAUGUUUUGUUUGUUACUGAUAGUGAUGUGUAAAGUGUAUAAUUUUUUUCUAUAUUAAAAUGUUAUGUGUCCUAUUAACUGAAGAAUUUAAUUCCAUGAAUUUUUCUGCCUGGUUUGAAGAAUGAUAAUUAAGAGGGCUGGAUAGUUGUGGUCAUUUUUAGACUUUUUUGAUCUCCUUUAGAAGAAGAGCUUUGUACAAAGUUGUAGGGAGCUACUUAAAAAUUUAAAAAAUGUAAAACGUGUGGAAUUUUUUCUUUCUAAAUAAUAGUUUAGAUAGUGAAACAAAUCAUAUUUAAUUAAAGGUAGAUCUGAUAAGUAAUUUUUUUUUACCACACAGCCUCUUUAAUGAUUCUGUUAUACUCUAAAGUUUUUCGAAAAUAUAAUAAUGAAUUUCUGUUUAUGGAAUUGCAACUGUAAAACUGUUCGUGCUCGGUCAAAAUUUAAAGUAUUGUUCAACUAUAUUGUAAAUGAUACUAGUAGUCUUUUCAUUUAUCAUGCAAGUAAGAUCAGACUUGGGCAUUAAUUAAUUGAAAAGGGAAAAUUGUCUUAUUAGUAAGAAUCCUGAAAAAUACUCUGCAAGCAUUUUAUUGUACAGGUAGUUCAUGAUUCAGGUAAUAGUACUUGUACAUGCAGUAGCCGUGUUGAAUAGUGUAUAUUUUGAUGGAAAAGAAUUUUUCUACACGUGAUUAUGAAAAUUUGUACUUAUAAAAGAGUGGAAAUUUGUUUGCAGUUUUAAAUUAACAUUGGACCAUAUGAGUGCUUCUAUUAGUUAUAAAUUAACUUUGUCAAUUGUUACCAGAAAACGCAAAAUCAGAAGUUUUUUUUAAAAACAUAAACACCAUUAAAGGGGCACGGUCAUGAUUUUGGACAAUUUAAAUUUUAAAGACCAACCAAAAUUUGAGUGUCAGUUGUAGAGGUAUCGGUAGAUGUAUUGGCAAGACACAGAGCUUGCUUUUCUUUGUUAAGUAAACAAGGCUCGUGCCAUGUUGUUGUUUACAUUGGUUCAAUACACUGUUAAAAGUUGUUUUUCAAGCUGAUUUUUUUCUAUCUGCUAAUUUGUUUUGAACAGAACAUAAAAAGCAGUUUUUAGCAUUUUUUACAUUCAUUUUAGGUCUAAACCUGUACCAUUUCAACUCAAAAUGUAAACAAAAAUCUGAGCUUUGUUUACAUAACAAAUAAUUUAUAACUCUGCAACUGACCCUAAAAAAUUUUAUGACUAUUAGAAAUGCCUAACUGAAGCAUUGUAAACAAAAAGGGAAAAAUAAGAUUUGUCCGAAAUCAUGACUAUGCUCCUUUAAUAUGUAUGAACCCAUUACAUGUUUGAGGAGAUUGAGGCUACACAUCUUAUAAAUGUGCUGUAGGAACCACCUAGAUUUUCCUUGUACAUAAUUUUAAAAGACUGCAAGUUACAUCAUGUACCAGCUUUAUAGUAGGUUUAACAUUUGAACAGCUUUUGCCUAUAUAUAUGCCAUAUCAUAUUUGAUCAAUUUUUUUGGAAAGGCAGCAUGUUAGUUUGAAAGAUAAGAAAUAGAAUAUAAAGUGUGUGUAGGGUUAGUUUGCCAACUCUUUAUAUCUAAUAAGUAAGCAUUUGGAGUUUCCUCUUUUUCAUAUUAUGGGAAUAAGCAUUAAGUGAGCCAAUCAUGUUAAAUGACAUCACACGGCUUUCUGCUUCAAUUUAUAUGCAGGUGUAUGAUAAGCAAUAUAAACAAGAAUUAACAAAUGCAACAAACCUAGCAUCAACAGGUUUUCAGAUCUUGCUUUCUACUAAAAUAAGCUUGCAACAUCUUUGAUAUUAAUGUGUGUUCAUUGUCCAUUUUAGAGAAUAAAUUUGCGGUAUAUGAAGUUAGUUUUGUUGAUUACCAUACUUUUGGGAUGAAGAUAAAUCUAAUAAUUUGCAGAAAGUCUUAAUUAGUACUUUAAAUAGCUUUGGGGAGAGAAAAUGCAUCUACUGGUAUUCCUUUAAAUAGAAUAUUUAUUGUGAAAUCAUCAUUGUUUUUGGGGGACCAAUGUUUAUGGCUUUCGUGGGCAAACCUUGCGCACAAACUUGCAUCCCCACCAAAAUAUACACAUUUACAAGCAUUUGUUUAAUAUUUAUUAACAAAAUAAAACCUGCUACGAAAUUAUGUCCCCAUGAACCAGGAAGAUUUUGGCUACCAACGAACGUUGAACUCCCCCCC